Anopheles maculipalpis is the source of this 337-nucleotide messenger RNA. Its product is annotated as endocuticle structural glycoprotein ABD-5-like. The record is from RefSeq and is a predicted model, not a curated record. The coding region runs from base 32 to 337 and encodes 101 amino acids. Gene Ontology annotation, molecular function: structural constituent of chitin-based larval cuticle. The transcript is spliced from 3 exons. NCBI's taxonomy places the organism in Eukaryota, Metazoa, Arthropoda, Insecta, Diptera, Culicidae. Gene Ontology annotation, cellular component: chitin-based extracellular matrix.
GUUAGCGUUAGCGCGCGCCAAAUCAUCAAACAUGAAACACGUGAUUGUAAUCUUCGCCUCCCUGAUCGUAUUCUGUGCCGCUCAGGCCCAGGAUGACGUGCAGCUAGUGCAAUUCACCAACGACAACAACGUCGAUGGAAGCUACAAUUUUGCCUACGAACAGAGCGAUGGACAGAAGCGAGAGGAAAAGGGUGAGCUGAAGCCGGUGGAAGGAGCCGAUGAGCCUGCCCUGUCCGUGACCGGUUCGUACGAAUAUACUGACCCCAACGGACAGCGGUACCGUGUGGAUUAUGUUGCUGACGAGAGAGGAUACCGCCCGACGGUGACCAAGCUGUAG